AUGUUUCGGUUGCAGACAAGAAAUUUGGCCACCGCGGAAGGCUCUCUAAAGAAAGCCGCGGCAGCUUCCCAGAAAAUCCUGCCGCUCUGGGCAGCCAAGCAGAUCCCCCAGAAAGGCGCUCUGGAUAAAAAACUUCUUGGGUUGAGAAAGAAGGAAAUCAGGUUGAAGAAAAUGAUCACCCGAGACGUCAACAACUUGAAGCAGCACAACUUUAAACAAACCGAGUUCUCGGUGGACCCUGUUUUGGGUGAUGAGCUGGUGCAGUUUUUGCAGCGUAUGAGGGACGAGAUUGCCGAGCCCUCCAAUUUGGCAUAUGGCUACAAGCGCGAGGAGCUCGAAAAACUCCUCUACGGUGCACAAAAAGCCGCGUUGGACAGCAGCAUCGGCGGCACGAUUGUGACGGACCAGGUCUGCGAGGCCGAGGAGAAGAAAAGACGCGCGUUGUUGACGAUCUUGAACAUGAAGAACACCAAUGCCGCGGACAAAAAGAAGUUGGCCAUCAGCUUCGCCCGCAAAGAGUUCGAGCGCUUCGAUGGCGACACGGGGUCGCCGGAGGUGCAGGCUGCGAUCAUGACGGUCAAGAUCCACUUUGGCUUCAACCACAUCCGUGAGUCGCCAAAGGACCACAGCCACAUCCAGGUCGUGCGUGAGUUGGUCCAACACAGGCAGCGUGUGUUGAAGUACUUGAAGAAAGACAACCCCCAGCAGUACUUCUACACCAUUGCCAAGUUGGGCUUGGCGGACGACGUGGUGACCUCGGAGUUCUCCAUGGGCAGACAGUACUUCCAGGACUACAAGGUGUGGGGCGAAAAGCAGUUGGUCAAGUUGUCGGAGAAGCAACAGAAGAAGGAGCAGAAGUUUGCGGACUUGCAGAAGAAGGUCAACAACUACAACAAGCUUGCGAAGCAGAACUACGCGGCGCUCAACCAGUGA
This is a messenger RNA of Metschnikowia bicuspidata var. bicuspidata NRRL YB-4993, 933 nucleotides long. RefSeq names its product mitochondrial 37S ribosomal protein uS15m. Bases 1 to 933 code for a protein of 310 amino acids. The transcript has a single exon. Gene Ontology annotation, molecular function: structural constituent of ribosome. Gene Ontology annotation, cellular component: ribosome. Gene Ontology annotation, biological process: translation. The record is from RefSeq and is a predicted model, not a curated record. NCBI's taxonomy places the organism in Eukaryota, Fungi, Ascomycota, Pichiomycetes, Serinales, Metschnikowiaceae.